ACUUGCGGGUAAAACAUACCCAUUUCCUCACCCCUACCUGGAACGUUUCAACGAGUUAACUCGUGCGAGUCAAACGCUCACAGUCACAGCAUGCGAAAUUGUGAAUCUAUCACAAUCCUACUACGGUGCAGCGUUACCAACCUCUUUUAAUCCUCUCUCUUCUCUCCCUCCGUCCCUCCGUCCCUCUCUCCCUCUCCUUCUCUCUCUCUCUCUCUCUCUCUCUCUCUCUCCAUUUCCACUGCACCACUCUCCUGAUGUCACUCUCCAAUUUCGCCAAUGGCAUCCAUUCUCUCCCCACCUCAUCUUCGUCUCCUGCUUCACUUCGGGGUUCCUCCUUCUCUCCGCCCUCAAUAGUAGCCUACUCAAUCAGACGGAACAUGUCAUCGUCGUCGAUUCGGGCUUCAACUGAAAUGCCGCCUUCCCUUCCUCCUCUUCCGGAGAAUCGCGUCGUGCUAGGAUGCCGUGCUGUUUCUGUGGAUUUCUUGGCGACUGUCGCUUCUUAUCCCAAUCCGGAUGACAAGAUCCGGAGUACAGAUCGAAGUUUCAGGACGAGAACGUCGUCUCCAAAGUCUCGGGCUUCAGCUGUGGUCUCGCCUUCACUUCCUCCUCUCCCGGAGAGUCGCAUUAUAUUGGGUCUCGGUGGCACUGGUCUGGAUUUCUUGGUGACAGUUGCUGCUUAUCCUAAGCCUGACGAAAAGAUUCGGAGUACAAGCUCCAAGGUUCAAGGAGGUGGUAAUGCUGGGAAUGCUUUAACUUGUGCAGCUCGUUUGGGUCUGAAUCCAAGGCUGAUUUCUAAGGUUGCCAAUGAUGCUCAAGGGAAAGGUAUAUUGGAUGAGCUAGAAGGUGAUGGUGUAGAUACUAAUUAUGUUGUGGUUGCUGAGGAAGGAAAUUCUCCAUUCACCUAUGUCAUUGUUGACAGUCAAACGUGAGGAUCUAUGCUUGUAGCAUGGUUAAUUUUUAUUUAUUCUGAUAUUAGCUAUUAGAAAUAUCAAAUGUGACCUUUGAAAUAUCUGAUGCUUUUUGUCUCUUGAUAUCCUAAAGCGUACAAACUUUCAUCUUUAAAUAUACAGUUUUAUAUGCCUUCUUAUUUUUUGGUAAUUUUCUUUUGUGCUAUUGAUGAUGUAUUGCUUUAUUUCAUGUAUGUGGAUAUGUAGAUGGUGGUUGGUUUUAGUAUUGCUUUUGUGUGUUGAUUUCAGAUACUCUGUUUUUCAUAAUGGGCAUAGUUUUCAAGGGGCCAAGGCGAGGC
This is a messenger RNA of Nelumbo nucifera (sacred lotus), 1246 nucleotides long. The record is from RefSeq and is a predicted model, not a curated record. Lineage: Eukaryota; Viridiplantae; Streptophyta; Magnoliopsida; Proteales; Nelumbonaceae.